Molecule: messenger RNA, 627 nt
Organism: Kwoniella shivajii
Lineage: Eukaryota; Fungi; Basidiomycota; Tremellomycetes; Tremellales; Cryptococcaceae
Exons: 1
Coding region: 1-627 (208 amino acids)
Source: RefSeq, a predicted model, not a curated record
AUGUCUUCACCGCGAGAAACCCCCUCACCUGACCGUACUGGUCUUGAAAUCAGUCAGAGAGGAAGCUCCUCUCAAUCGGAAACCGCAGAAAUCGUUGCCGUUCGACGACCGGACAAGAAUGAUCUUACUUUCACGAUGUCAUAUGACUCUCCAAAUAAGAGCAAUGCUCAUUUGACUGAUGCUAAUGCUACUAGGAAUCCGUUCUCCUUGGAUAGGGAACACAAAGAUCAUUGUCCGUCGCCAUCUGAUGUCGAUGACCAAGACAGUAGAUCCAUACAAUCCAGCCUGUGUAGAUCAGAAGAUGAAGACUGCGUUUCUGGACCUUAUCCCAAGACAUCAAGCCAGCUAGAUUGUCGGUGCUUGCAGGAUCGUCUGGCUAUACUGACGUCAAAACGCCAUAACGGUAUUGCUAGCUCGUCUAAUAUGGCCGGCGAUGCUUCCCGUCAAGCUUUUACCGAUGAUAUAAAAAAUCCCGAAUUGUCUCAGAUCCUCAUUAGAUGUGGAGAAUCAGCCCAAAGGGCCCGAAGACGUCAAAUUCCAGAUUAUCCAAGUAUUCCUGAGGACUCAUCUUCAUCUUGUCCAGAAGAUGAUUCGGCUGCAGAGAUUGAGUUUGAAGAAGAUGACUAG